AUGACAGAUUAACUAUUUGUCGGUUAAUUGUAAUAGAAAGUAGGAGAGUUAAAAACUGAGUAUGAUUUACAACGCAGUAUUAAAGAUAACACUAUAAAUGCUAAAAUAGUAUAUUUUAAAUUGAUUUAAAUAGCAACGCUCAAGGGAUAAGAUAUGUGAAAUUUUAAGAAGGGUUUAAGGAAGAAGACCUAAAGUACAAAAUGAAGACAGUGAAGAUUCAACAGAUUAUAAGAUCACUGAAGAAAUAGAACCAUAUGAAAGUAAAUAUAAUGAAGAGGUCUUAUAAAGGAGACAUUACAUAUUCUAAUUUAAAAUGUAUUUACGUAGAAAAAGGUAUUAUUUUUAUUGAUUUUUAAUAAAGAGAACGAUUAUAAAGGGAACAAGAAUUCAAACUAUUAAAAUUAUUAGAUUAAUAGACAGAAGCACUUUAAAAAUGGGUGAUCAAGGAUCCAAAUGAUUUAGAUAUGUUUGAUUUCUUUUAUACUUAAAUAGAUCCACAUCGUAAAGGAUAGAUUCACCAUUUGUAAAUCAAAAACUUUAUGUAUGACAAUCCUUUAAUAAUGACAUUGUUUUAAUUUGAUAGAUAAUCACUCACAUUAGCAUUGGAUUCUUUUCCAGUUAAGGAGAGAUUUCAUUUAAAUUAAGAUGAAUUUAUAUAUUUUUUACAGAAGUAUUAGAAAAUUAAACCAGAAAAAGGAUUUAGAGAAUAUGUGCAUUUAUUUGAUCCAAUUCAUAAAUAAAUUAAUCUAUUUGAGAAUACUCCUCGAAUUUUAUUAUUGGAAGAUAUUUCAAAAAUGAAAGAAGCAUUUGAUUAAGUUAGUGAAAAUGGUUUAGCUACAAUAGAUGAUGCAAUCAAAAUAAUACGCUAAAAUUGUGAGUUAUUUGUUUAUGCUGUUCAUAUUGUAGUUUACGGAUUGAAUUUGUUAUUAGAAAGUGUAUUAUAAUAGAUAGAAAUUGGAUAUUUGAAUAAUCCUGAUGAAUAGAUAUCAUGGAAUUAAUUUAUGUAUUUCUUUGAUAAUCUACCAAAUGAUUAAGAAGAAUAAUAAGAACCAUAAUAAUAAGAGGAUUCUCUUUCAUCUUAAUCAUCUGAUGAUUAUUUUUAUUAAAUGACUUCAAAAUAAGUAAUUCCUCCUCCUCCAGAACCUGAAAAAAAAAAAAUAAGAAAAAGAUCAUCACCUAGAUAACCUUUUUAAGAAAUAAAUGUAGAAAAGAUGUAAUUCACUGUUCCUAAGAAAACUGGCUAAGAAAAGAGGGAACUCAAUAAAUAACCUAGUAUAAGAGAAAAAUGGGUAAUGGAAUAAGUGAGAUAAAAAUAAGAAGAAAUUGAAGAAGCUUAUAAAUUUAGACCAUUUAAAGCUAAAGUUAUACCAUAUAAGGUAAAGGAUAAGAAUUAUUAUAAUGAAUUGUUAGAGAGAGAAGAAAUAAGAAGAAGAGAAUUAAAAGAAAGAUGCAAAGAAAAAACUUAAUCUAUAUAAAAACCUUUUAAUUUUGAUGAUAGAAAAAGGGAUUAACCUAUCAAAUUACCAGAAGAUGAAGAAGAACCAUAUAAAUUUAGAGCUAAUCCUAUUCCUUGGUAUUGCUCUUUAAAAUUAUAUGAAAGAAAUAUUUAAGAAUAAAAAAUUAAAAGUGAUAAUAGAAAAAAAAUUAGAAAAUAUUGGUUAUAAGAAAAUUCAAAAUUACCACCAAGAAUGUAGGAAUGGAUUGAUAAAAUGAAAUUAAAAGAAUUAGAAAAAUAAUAAGAAUUAUUAUUAAGUUCUCCAAAAACUGUAAGAGCUAAAUAAAUUCCUAAUUUUAAUAAAUUACAUGAUUAAUUGUAAAAAUAAUUAGAAAAAAAAAAAAAGAAAUUUAAAACUACUAAUCCUGUUGGUCCUAUAUUUCAUGAAAGUAAAAAGAAAGCUUAAAGAGAUUAUUUGGAUGAAAAAUCAAUAAUAAAAGAAGAUCCCUUAAAAAAGGCUAAGAAAGCAACAUCAAAGAAACCAAAAAUCUAGCCUAGAUCAACUAAUAAAUUUAAUGCUUAUGUCGAUUAUAUAUAUACAAUGAAAUAGAAUCAACUUGUUCUUGAUUAAUAAAAUGACGAGGAGUAAAAAUAAAGAGAAGAUAAAAAAUAAUUAUUUAGGCCUAGAGUACAUUAAUCAUGGGCUAUAUAAGAUCAUAAUUAAAUACAAUAUGAAAGAUAAUAAUAAAAAUUUAUUGAACAAUUUUAAAGGAGAAGACAAGAAGAGGAAGAUUUUAAUAAUAUGAUGAAAGAGAUCUUUGUAAGAGUAUAUCAAAGGCCUUUAUUGAUGGAAGUUGAAGCAGCCAAAAGUCAAUAAUAACCUUAAGAAGAAUAAGAGUAAUAAGAAUAAUUUGACUAUAUGAAUCCUAUUGGAGAGUAAGAUGUAGAAGAAUCAGAAAGAAUAUCAUAAUAAGAUCCAGAAGGUGUAGAUUAAGUUGGAGAAUAGGCAGAAUAGUCAUUAAGAGAAUAUGAUGGAUAAGAAAUUGAUGGAGAUUAUGAUGAUUAAAUUGACAUUGAUAAUUUAGAUCCUUAAUUACUUGAAAAACUAUAAAAAGAUGCUAUAGGUAUAUUUUCAUAUAAGAAUUUUAGCUAAAUAAUAUGGAUUAACAGAAGAAUAAAUGGAAUAAAUUUAGUAAAUGGGAGGAUUUUAGAAUUUUUAAGGUAUGGAUUAUGAAGAUGAAGAUGAUGAAGAACAAGAUGAUUAAGAAGAAUUAUAAAAUCCUCAUUAUAAACGCCAUUCUUUUUGA
Messenger RNA from Paramecium sonneborni, 2742 nucleotides. Lineage: Eukaryota; Ciliophora; Oligohymenophorea; Peniculida; Parameciidae. The record is from the annotation of a GenBank genome assembly.